AUGCUGCAAAGUUUCAUUCCCUGCCAGGUGGCCGGCUCGACAGGGAUUUCCUCCUUGGGCAAGUACAUCCGCUGGCAGCCUGCCCUGGAGAUCCUUGCAUGCUUGAAGAGGCGUCAGGUGCUUCCAAAUGUGGUUACCUACUCCGCGGCGGUCAACUCAUGCGGACGAGCUGACGAGUGGCCGAAAGCCACUGCCCUCCUUCGACAGAUUGACUUGGCACACGUGCGGAGCAAUACCAUCACUUACAACGCAACGAUUUGUGCACAUGACAGGAUGCAGAAAUGGACCCGUGCGGAGGCGCUGCUCCAGCAACUCCAGAGGGUCGCGCUGGAAGCGGAGGUUGCUACACUCAACUCUGUCAUGAACGUUUGCGAGAAGGGCAAGUUGUGGAAGCGGGUCGUGAUGUUGCUUCGCACUUUGGCGCAGUCGCUCAGGCCAAACCUGGUGACAAGGAACACGGCCGUUUCUGGAUCCCGAGAGGGUGGCUGGCGAGUUGCUUGGGCCCUGCUCUUUGGGGGCGAGGGAGAUGGAGACCUCAUUGGCUUCAAUGCAGCCAUGGCUGCCUGCCAGCUCCAGGCCUCCUGGUUGCAAGCUCAGGCGCUGCUGCGUACUCUCCGUGCUCGUCACCUUCGAGGGGACGUGGUCUCCUAUAGCUCCUUGGUCAGUGCCUGCGAAAACUGGCAAGUUUCCUCUUCAGUGCUGCAAGACAUGCAGCUUGCGAAAGUGCCAUGCGACACGACUGUGCAGAAUUCCAUGAUCAGCGUUUGGGAGAGUGGCGGAUGGCGACAGGCACAGUCUUUCUUGUGCUGGAGUGGUUUGGCCACCAUACGGGCCGACGCAAUCUCUUUCAAUGGCCUCAUCCGUGCAGCUCAGCAUGGCUACUGGGCCAAGGCCCAGCUGUUCUUGCGGCUGCUUCCAAAGCAGACGCUGGCAGCUGAUGUGAUUAGCUACAAUUCGGCCAUUCAGGCUUGCGGAGGUGUGGCCGAAUGGCAGCAGGCCAGUUCCUUGCUUCAAGGAUUUGAGUCAAGGCAGCUUGAGGCAGAUGCAAUGGCCUUCAGCACUACAAUGGGUGUCCUUGCAGAAGCUGGUCAGUGGCCAAGUGCGCUCCGCCAAUUGGACAAGCUGCAGCAGUUCCGGAUGGAGUCUGAUGUGGUUGCUUGCAACAUGGUUCUUUCGGCAAGCGGCCUCGCUGAGAUGGAAGCCAGGAGAAUCUUUGGCGAACUGCGUGCCCGGAAGGUGGCAAACAUCAAGACCUACAACUCCAUGAUUAGCCUGGCAUCGCAGCGUGGGGACUGGCAGCAGUCUUUGUUACUGCUUGCUGACAUGGCGGACGGUACUGUCCAAGCAGAUGGGGUGACCCACAGCUUGAUCGCCGAGGCAUGUGCCAAGGCCCUGGAGUGGCAGCAGGCUGUCUGCUCAAUGGGUUUCGUAGCCAAGGCAACCCAACGGGACUUAUUUCACUUGCGUUUGCGGCUCUGCAAGGUAGCUAGCAUGGCAUCUUGA
Symbiodinium natans is the source of this 1503-nucleotide messenger RNA. NCBI's taxonomy places the organism in Eukaryota, Dinophyceae, Suessiales, Symbiodiniaceae. The record is from the annotation of a GenBank genome assembly.